UCCAAAACGAAAAAAGGAUAUUUCUUGGAGAACAGGGAAUCAAAUUUUCCCAUAUUACCAGUCUCCACCUCCACCCCCUGCUGUCAAACGUCACACACAAACCCUUGCCUUUUUCUCUCUCCUCCCUUCAUUUUCUCUCUCCUCCAUUGAAGAGUUCCUCAACUACAGCUCCGUCUCAUCAGCAAUCAUUCAAUCAUGCCUUCCACUAAUUUGCUCCUCGAGGAACCAAUUCGCAUGGCUUCAAUUCUCGAGCCAUCUAAAUCUUCGUUCUUCCCUGCAAUGACGAAGAUCGUCGGAACUCUCGGUCCACGCUCUCAAUCCGUUGACGUCAUUUCCAGUUUGCUUAAAGCUGGAAUGUCAGUGGCUAGAUUUGAUUUUUCAUGGGGAGAUGCUGAUACUCACCGCCAAACUCUUGAGAAUUUGAAGGCUGCUGUUAAGAGUACUAAGAAACUCUGCGCUGUCAUGUUGGACACAGUCGGGCCUGAGUUGCAAGUUUUUAACAAGACUGGGGAAGAAAUAUCUCUCAAGGAAAAUGAAUUUGUUACUCUCACACCUGAUGUCGAUCAAGAAGCUUCCUCAGACCUAUUGCCCAUCAAUUUCCACGGACUUGCAAAGGCUGUGAAGAAAGGGGAUAUGAUCUUUAUGGGUAAAUAUUUGUUCACCGGAAGUGAAACUACCUCUGUUUGGCUCGAGGUAUCUGAGGUGAAAGGUGAUGAUGUGAUUUGCCUGAUCAACAAUUCUGCAACAUUGGAUGGCACUCUUUUCACUUUGCAUGCUUCUCAAGUUCGUAUAGAUAUGCCCACUCUGUCAGAGAAGGACAAGGAGGUUAUAAGUACCUGGGGUGUCCAAAACAAAAUUGACUUCCUUUCGCUGUCAUAUACUCGUCAUGCAGAAGAUGUUCGCCAAGCACGUGAGCUGCUGUCGAGUUUAGGUGAUCUUAGUCAGACUCAGAUAUUUGCAAAAAUUGAGAAUGUAGAGGGUUUGACACAUUUUGAUGAAAUACUACAAGAGGCCGAUGGCAUAAUUCUUUCUCGUGGAAACUUGGGCAUAGAUCUUCCUCCUCAGAAGGUGUUCUUGUUUCAAAAAGCUGCUUUACACAGAUGCAAUAUGGUUGGGAAGCCUGCCGUUGUUACUCGUGUUGUUGACAGCAUGACCAAUAAUCUCAGACCUACACGUGCUGAGGCGACUGAUGUUGCUAAUGCUGUAUUGGAUGGUAGUGAUGCAAUUCUUCUUGGAGCUGAGACACACAGAGGUUUAUAUCCUGUUGAUACUGUUAGAACGGUUGAUAGGAUUUGUUUUGAGGCUGAAAGGGUAUUCAAUCAAGAUCAAUACUUCAAGAAGGCUGUCAAGUAUGUGGGAGAGCCAAUGUCUCAUCUGGAAUCUAUCGGUUCUUCUGCUGUGCGUGCUGCCUUGAAGGUAAAGGCAUCUGUGAUAAUCUGUUUCACUUCUUCAGGGAGAGCUGCAAGGUUGCUUGCAAAAUAUCGGCCACCAAUGCCAAUUCUCUCUGUUGUGAUCCCUCGUCUUAAGACAAAUCAACUGAAGUGGAGUUUUAGUGGUGCCUUUGAGGCAAGACAGUCGUUGAUUGUUAGAGGCCUUUUCCCCAUGCUCGCCGAUCCUAGGCAUCCUGCUGAGUCCACAAGUGCCACAAAUGAAACUAUCUUGAAGGUUGCACUAGAUCACGGGAAGGCAUUAGGAAUCAUCAAAUCACAUGAUCGUGUUGUCAUUUGCCAGAAGCUUGGUGAUUCAUCUGUGGUUAAGAUCAUCGAGUUGGAGGAUUAGACUCUUUAUACGUCGUCCCUUUAUAAUAGCUUCUUGUUUAUUAAAAGUGUCUUCUGUGGGUGGUGCUGGAGCAGUGGAACUCGUUAAAUCCACAAUCUUUACGAAGCCCGUGAAUGAAUUUUGAUUGUAGUCGGCAUGCAGAUGUUACAUCACAUAUAAUAAUAUGAACAAUGUGACCCUUCUUAAAGUCAUGGAUAUGCCAUGACUCACAUUUUUUGGUACGGAAUUUGAUAACAUUGAAGACAAGAUCCGAAUUAUUGUAGCAAAAACUAGAAAGUGAUGUUUUUGGGUAGCAAAAUAAAGAGAAGUGAAGAACUUUGAAGAACAGAGUAGAUAACUACUUUUUUCUUUUUGCUAUUUGAACCUCGGCUAAAUAAAUUGAAUUGUAAAUGAGAAUUUGGAUUGUUCCGAACCUGCCAUACAAUAUCGAUCUCUAUUCUAUGUCAUUAAGGAAAUGACUUUUUAGUGCUGUAGGGGCUUUUCCCGA
Molecule: messenger RNA, 2266 nt
Organism: Spinacia oleracea (spinach)
Lineage: Eukaryota; Viridiplantae; Streptophyta; Magnoliopsida; Caryophyllales; Amaranthaceae
Product: pyruvate kinase 1, cytosolic
Exons: 16
Coding region: 196-1779 (527 amino acids)
Biological process (GO): glycolytic process
Molecular function (GO): potassium ion binding; pyruvate kinase activity; magnesium ion binding
Source: RefSeq, a predicted model, not a curated record